This is a messenger RNA of Diaporthe citri, 3189 nucleotides long. RefSeq lists its product as uncharacterized. The record is from RefSeq and is a predicted model, not a curated record. Bases 1 to 3189 code for a protein of 1062 amino acids. NCBI's taxonomy places the organism in Eukaryota, Fungi, Ascomycota, Sordariomycetes, Diaporthales, Diaporthaceae. The transcript has a single exon.
AUGGCCGCUACUCCGUUCCCUCCACCCCUGGAUGGCAGCUUCUCCCAUUUUAACAUUUUCAAUGACGGCGGCGCUCCGAGGAAUACACCCCCUCCUGCAAGUCCUGGUCUGCCUGGAGGUCCAUGCAACUUUGUCGACCUGAGCCAUGGGCCCAACGGCCCAAAAUGCGGCUGUCGCCGUUUCUGGGGACGCCAGGUCGCCGGCGCAGGACUCAACGCUGCGGACCAGGCCGGCUGGUGCAUGUGCUCGCACCACGCCUGCUUUCACGACGAUGGAAACCACACCCAGGUCACAGCAGCGCCCGCUGCGCCGGUAAUGGACAACAUGCCAGGACAGGAGAAUGAGAAGCCAAGGUCAAACAGGGCCCCGCUGAGUCCUGUCCAGGAUUUUGCUUCUUUCCAGAUGCCGUCCAGCCUUGCAGGAGCCGCCAUGGACUUCGCUGCACUCAAUUUUGAUUCCUUCGCGUCCAACAUGGGAUUUUGCGCACCUCCACCGCCGGUAAAACCACCUGUUCCGGCACAUGAUAGUGAUUCCAUGCCGGAUACAUUGAGCUGGAGGAAUGUGCCUUCCACCCAAGGAUGCCCAACACCGCUCCCGCCCAUUCCAUCGCAGUGUCUGAUCCCAGACUCGCAGUCGGCUUCUACCACGGCGUCCAGCCAAAUGAGAUAUUUACGGCCAUUCCACGGGGUGGGCCUUAACACACUAAGUAGUGUGACCCCAACCAAGGAAGUCGCGCAGGCCGGCAAAGGCACCGGUGUCACGCCUGAAACCAACCUGGAUGGCCAAAUCUGUGACGACGCCAUCACCGUUCCGUCUGGGGCAGCUACUCCGAAACCAGGACCCUCCCAGGUGCAGAGCACAAGCCCUGGUAUCUCAAUCUCAUCUCCUGGCCACAGGAACGAUGCUCUGCGAAACCUGAGUGACACUGUCGAGGACCACAACCAGCGACUUGACAAACUGGAGACUGGAUCGAUUUACUUGACGGCUCAUGAGGAAUGCUCGGACAAACAUGACGUGACUGAUCUUCGAGUGACAGAGCUCGAGACACGCAUGGAUGAUGCCGAGAAGAGGCUGAAUGAUGAUACCGCCAGCCUUGCCAGCACACGUCGCAUCACCCAACGUGAUGACGACGCCACUGUCAGCGAUGUGUCCUUGUCAUCCAAUGCCACAGUGCGGGCUGCUGAGCGUGCUGCUCUGGCCAGCCAGCUCGAGGUAUUACAAGCUCGGGUCAAUCAACUCGAAGCAUCUGCACUGCCGUCCUACACCUCUCCUUGGGAACUAGAAGUGGUGUUUCUGCCAUUCCCUCUCAAGGGAAUUUGGUUAGAAGCACAUGAUUUCAAGAACUCUCGCUCGUCUGGCGGACGAGAUGAGUGGACGCCAGGGCCAAACACAAACAGCAGAGCCACCCCAGAGCCCCAAGGACUGGCGUCGUAUGAUGAAUGGGUUGGGCAGGGCACGGGAUGGCUGUUGCCUAGAGCUUGUGCUCCGGGCAGGCUAAUUGAUCAGCGCCUCAAGAGCCGCGGUCUGAUCAAGCAAGUCCAAGUCCGGGGUGCCGACUCUCGCAGCGUGCAGAUUGCCAUCGGAAACGCCUUCCAGGACAUUCUGCGGAUGAGUCCCCAUCCUGCCAGCCCUAAGUCUCCAUGCGGCUCAGACACCAGAGUGCAUAGGUUCUUUGGGCUGCAGCAAUCCUGGGUGCCUCUGCGCAAAGUACACAAGGAUUCUCGGCUUCGAUUCCUGUCGCCUCCGGAGCUGCUGACCCCUACGCUAUGGACCGCGAUGUUCUUGAUGGACAGCGUAGUCAUGAAAGCUACGGGUUUGCAUCGGCUUUACAUUACGCAACCCGAAGCGUAUCUCCAGGACAAUCAUUCCUUGAACUUCCUUGGUGCCAAUCCUGGCUGGACUUGGCAGAAGCUUCGGGAACUCGAUCGCGUCUAUUCAGACUCGCAGACAACCAAUGGCAGUUUCGAGGUCCCCGAGGCCGAUGCACUGGAGGAGUACUGGGCAUUCAACGCGCGCCUUGACGACCCUCCCAGUGCUCGACAGUCUGUCAUGAGCCUUCAGCAGUCACACGAGAAGGCGAUCAACAUGUCGCGGACAACAGACGGGUCGACGGAGCAAUUUUUCACAGUGCCUUCGCAUCUAAGCACAUCGAUGAUGAGUCCGAUGAUGGCCAGAGGGCAAUCUCCAUUCACUCAGAGAGAGCGUCAACGCUCCAGGCCACCAUUUGUGCGAACUGGUUCUAUGCCGCCAGUGAGCGCCCCAACCAUACACUCUCCCGCACGCAGCAGCCGUCGAAUGUCCUCCUUCGCCAUCAUGCCCACCGUCGCUGGACCUAGUUACCAACGGCACCCGUCGCCUCUUGUUACCGGCCGCCCUAGCCCUCGCGUGUCCCUGGUCUCCAACGCUCCAGCAGUGGCCAUGGUCACCAAACACAGACACCGAAACACUCGUUCGCCUUCACUCCGGCUGCAUAACACACCGCGUUGGAGUAAUCGGUCCUACAGCCGCAGUCCAAGCGUGAAUCCCAUGCCCUUCCAACAUGCACUCCCCGAGCAGCCAAUCCGAGGAGAUCGCCGCCCAACGCCCAUGGCCUACAUGACUCCCUACAGCAAUGCACCCCCAGAAUUCCCACCUCAAGGGCUCCACCCUAACCGGAGUUACCAUGUGCAUGGAGACGAUGGGAUGAUGGAUUUCGACGACGACCGAGGCAGCUCGACGGAUCCAUACGGCGAGGAGAGUGAUGGCGACGUGCCAGACGAAGACGACCCUGACGUGGACGUUUAUGAAGACGAAGCAGACAUGCUUGAUGAUCUAGAAAGUGGCUCAGAUGGGCACCACCACUCUGCCGGGCAUUCGCAACAUCAUCGGGCACAGAACCAAUCUUCGCAGCCUCAAGGAGCAGAAGACAUCCCUUGGCCAGGCAUUGAGGACAACAUGUCAGAUGGGGAGAACCUGGACCCGCGCGACGUUGCCAGCGACGGAGACCACGAUGACGAUAGAAGCGAUGUCUCUUCACAGCCUUCGGAGUACCCCAGCACCCAAAGGGCAUGGCGAGUACCUGCUGGGGGCGAUGGGAGAGAAAUGACACGAGCACUUGAGGAUGAUGACGUACCCGCGGGCGUAAAUUUCACCAUACAUGAGGACCCGGACGGAGAGGAGUCCGAGCCAGAGGCGCAAAAUAUAUGGUGA